UCGCACCCCCUUGCUCCAAAAUUUCCCCCUUGGCUGUGGCCAAUGCCCUGCCCCACGCUGCCCUCCUGCCCCCAGCCUGGGGCACGUGGCAUGCCAAGGGCACCCCCCCCGUGGGGGGGUCCCAACCAUAUUUCUAAUGGUGCCAAGGGGAGGCACACACCCAGUGCGAGCACAACCCCAACAUCAGCCCUCAGAGAAUUGCCCAGCCAACCUGGCCGUGCUCCUGGCACCGGAGGCCCUUCUACACCCACCACCAGCCCAACCCGGUGUCCACGGCACCUGGGCAGGGCUGGGGACUGGUACCAGCAGGGCCAGGUACCCAUGCUCAGCACGUGGGCGAAACAAUCGCGAUCGAUCCCCGCACGCUGUGAUCCACCCGGCCCCUUCCAUGCCUCCCCCCCCAGAAAAACAUUUGCCACCCCUUUCCCCAUGGGGUGCUGUCACCUGUCCCCUCCCACAGUCCCCCAACAGCGCUCGCUGCUCCCCUGCCUCAGUUUCCCCACCUGGCCGCCCCCCAACGCCUGUCCCCGCUCCUUCCCCCCAGAUGUACGGCCGCUACACGCAGGACCUGGGCACCUUCGCCAAGGACGAGGCAGCCCGGCUGCGGCUGCAGCAGGAGCAGGGGGACGACGGCACCCCGCAGCCACGCCGCCCCUCCAAGCUGCUGGAGUACAGCCAGGGCCGCUGCGCCCCCCGCUGCGGCUGCGCCGUGCGGUGCCAGCAGUUCUUCAUCGCCAGGGUGGGCGAGGACUGGGUCUUCCUCAUCCUCCUGGGGCUGGUCAUGGCGCUGGUGAGCUGGGCCAUGGACUUCGCCAUCGCCACCUGCCUCCAAGCCCAGAAGUGGAUGUAUGGGGGCCUGGACACCAACGUGCUGCUGCAGUACCUGGCCUGGGUCACCUACCCCACCGUGCUCAUCACCUUCUCGGCUGGCUUCACCCAGAUCCUCGCCCCCCAGGCUGUGGGCUCGGGGAUCCCCGAGAUGAAGACCAUCCUGCGGGGGGUCGUGCUGAAGGAGUACCUCACCCUCAAGACCUUCGUGGCCAAGGUGAUCGGGCUGACGUGCGCCCUGGGCAGCGGCAUGCCCCUGGGCAAGGAGGGCCCCUUCGUCCACAUCGCCAGCAUGUGCGCAGCCCUGCUCAGCCGCUUCCUCUCCUUCUUCGGGGGCAUCUAUGAGAAUGAGGCGAGGAACACUGAAAUGCUGGCGGCCGCCUGCGCCGUCGGUGUCGGCUGCUGCUUCGCCGCCCCCAUCGGAGGCGUCCUGUUCAGCAUUGAGGUCACCUCCACCUUCUUCGCCGUCCGCAACUACUGGCGCGGCUUCUUCGCCGCCACCUUCAGCGCCUUCAUCUUCCGUGUCCUGGCUGUCUGGAUCAAGGACGAAGAGACCAUCACAGCGCUCUUCAAAACCCGAUUCCGCCUCGACUUCCCCUUCGACCUGCAGGAGCUGCCCGCCUUCGCCGUCAUCGGGAUCGCCAGCGGCUUCGGGGGCGCACUCUUCGUCUACCUCAACCGUAAGAUCGUGCAGUUCAUGCGCCGCCAGAAGACCAUCAACCGCUUCCUGAUGAAGAAGCGCCUGCUGUUCCCUGCUCUGGUGACGCUGCUCGUCUCCACGCUGACCUUCCCACCUGGCUUCGGACAGUUCAUGGCCGGACAGCUCACCCAGAAGGACACGCUGGUGACGCUGUUCGACAACCAGACGUGGUCCAAGCGGGAGCCCAGCGAUGAGUUCGAGUACAUCGGCAUCCUGGAGGCCUGGCGCAAUCCCCGCUCCAACGUCUUCGUCACCCUCGUUGUCUUCAUCCUCAUGAAGUUCUGGAUGUCAGCCCUGGCCACCACCAUCCCGGUGCCCUGCGGAGCCUUCAUGCCCGUCUUCGUCAUCGGGGCAGCCUUCGGGCGGCUGGUGGGGGAGAGCAUGGCAGCCUGGUUCCCCGACGGCAUCCACACCGACAGCAACACCUACCGCAUCGUGCCGGGGGGCUACGCCGUGGUGGGGGCGGCCGCGCUGUCGGGCGCUGUCACCCACACGGUGUCCACGGCCGUCAUCGUCUUCGAGCUGACGGGACAGAUCUCGCACAUCCUGCCCGUCAUGAUCGCCGUCAUCCUGGCCAACGCUGUGGCCCAGAGCCUCCAGCCCUCGCUCUACGACAGCAUCAUCCGCAUCAAGAAGCUGCCCUACCUCCCUGAGCUGGGCUGGGGGCACCACGAGAAAUACAACGUGCGGGUGGAGGACAUCAUGGUGCGGGACAUCCCCUACGUCUCCCUCAACUGCAAGUACCGGGACCUGCAGCACGUCCUGCACAGCACCAAGAUGAAGAGCCUGGCGCUGGUGGAUUCAGCUGAGUCCAUGAUCCUGCUGGGCUCCAUCGAGCGGGAGCAGGUGGGGGUCCUGCUCAGCCAGCAGCUCCAUCCCCAGCGCCGGCUCCAGGCCCUGCGGCAGAGGGCGCGGGCAAGCUUCGAGGAUGGGCACCGGCUCUCCGAAGCCAGCGUCUGCUUCCAGAUCAACACAGAAGCCUCUUCCUUCGCCCCCACGCGCGGUGGCUCCCGCAAGCCCCUGAAGCCAGCACUGAAGCGGGUGCCCAGCGUCCCCACCAACAGCCCCCCGGCCAGCACUGCCGACACCUCCGGCAUCGCCCUCAAGAACCUCUUCUGUGCCAACACUGCUGCGGAGCCCGCCGAGGAGGACGUGGAUGCGGGGGACCGGAUGACGCCGGCAGAGAUCCUGGCGUGGGAGGAGCAGCAGCUGGAGCAGCCCGUGGACUUCGGCAGCGCCCAGAUCGACCCCGCGCCCUUCCAGCUGGUGGAGUGCACCUCGCUGCACAAGACCCACACCAUCUUCUCACUGCUGGGCCUCGACCACGCAUACGUCACCAGCAUUGGGCGCCUGGUGGGCAUGGUGUCCCUCAAGGAGCUCCGCAAGGCCAUCGAGGGCUCGCUGACGGCCAAGGGGGUGAAAGUGCUGCCACCGCUCGCCAGCUUCCGCCGCAGCAGCACCAGCGCGCCCGAGCCCGACACCACCGACCUGCGCCAGCUCUGGGACCGCCACCAGCACCACCCCAUGCCCCGUGAGGCCGGCCCCGAUGACGGCGACACCGACAAGUGACGGCGACGCCAGACACCCCACCGCCACCACCCCCUGCGUCCCCCGCCCAUGCGCCGGGGGCGGGAACUGCAGGGUCCCCCCCUAUCCCCCGCGGGUACCGGGGGAUGCCCGCACCGGGUCCCGGCGUAGGGUGGGUGCCCUCGACCCGGCACCAGGGGUGGCCAGGUGCCCCCCAGCCUGCCCACCCCCCCCCCCCGCCUUCCCUACCAGCUCCUGGGGCUCCCCACAUCACUAC
Cygnus olor (mute swan) is the source of this 3332-nucleotide messenger RNA. It is a transcript of the gene CLCN2, whose product is annotated as chloride voltage-gated channel 2. The transcript has 22 exons. Lineage: Eukaryota; Metazoa; Chordata; Aves; Anseriformes; Anatidae. The record is from RefSeq and is a predicted model, not a curated record. Gene Ontology annotation, biological process: chloride transport; transmembrane transport. Gene Ontology annotation, molecular function: voltage-gated chloride channel activity. Bases 137 to 3097 code for a protein of 986 amino acids. Gene Ontology annotation, cellular component: membrane.